This is a messenger RNA of Entrophospora sp. SA101, 336 nucleotides long. The record is from the annotation of a GenBank genome assembly. Lineage: Eukaryota; Fungi; Glomeromycota; Glomeromycetes; Entrophosporales; Entrophosporaceae.
AUGUCAGGAUCAAUUUUCUAUAGAAGAUGUCGCUUCAUUUUUUACCUCAAAGAAGAAUUAACACAAAAAAAUAUUGGAAAUCAUUUGAUUUUUGAAUGUGGCACUAAAUUUAAUAACAGAUUGUCAUCACGAAUUACUCGUAAUUUUGUCUCGAAAAAAAAGGGAAAUGAGGGAAUCCCUAAAAGCCAAGCUAAACCUGUAACUGCUAAAACUCACGAGGAACUUUCUGAACAGGCAGCCAAAAAAUUUUCGAAAAAAUAUAAAGAACGUACUGGAGAAACAAUCGAUCCAGAAUAUGAGGCUUCUAUUGGUGACAGAAAGGCAGAACAAAGUUAA